Molecule: messenger RNA, 258 nt
Organism: Suillus subalutaceus
Lineage: Eukaryota; Fungi; Basidiomycota; Agaricomycetes; Boletales; Suillaceae
Exons: 2
Coding region: 1-258 (85 amino acids)
Source: RefSeq, a predicted model, not a curated record
AUGACGUCGUUGAUAACCACUGAGAUACCUAUGCCAUCGCCCAAGGGGUCAUCUGACUUCCAAUUGCGUAGGCGACGAGCUGCUAAAUUGACGCAUUUCUUCGGCGUGGAUUAUCGUGAGCUUAUUCAUGAUAUCUUAGAAAGCAUUGAGAAGGGCGUGGAAGAGGAAAGGAAGAGAGGGACGCUUCGGCCCGAGGAAGUUGAAUCUUUGCUGCAUAAGCUUCAUGAUCUUCGGACGAGACAGGAUGGGUUUUUAUAA